AUGACAGAACAAUGUGCUGUGUGUACUCAACCAGGAUGGGAGAACUUGAAGGCCAAGAUCACCAUCAUGUUGGAGGGUUCUUGCACUGUUGGUAAAUACUGUCACAAGCUUUCUAUGUGUGCUUACGAUGCCUCAGCUUAUCCCGAUUCCACUGGUGGUAUUGAAUAUGCAUGGGAGUUGCUCAACGAGUUGAAGGCCCGUACGGUUUCUGAUGGUAUUCUCACGCAGGAGCAGUUCGAUUUCCUCUAUGAUAUCCAUGGUUCCCUAUAUAUCGUGAUAUGGCAUAGCUGCCCCAUCUUGGAGGAGUUAACUCCUCCAGGCAUACCGUGGGAUGGCAUAGCUGCCUCAUCCCAAAUGAGUUGCUCUCACUCAGAGCAGAUUACCCUGAAAAAUCUCUCAAUGCUGCAUCGCUUGGCUCACGCCAUCACGCUAUCCUGCAUUGCUUUGGGCGUCUCUGCUGCCACUGACUGCAGUGAGGGCGACGAGUACUGUGCAAGUCUUAUUCCUGGUUCGUAUUGCAAAUACUAUGAAACACCUAGUGUCUGUCAAGGCUCGAAUACUCAGUGCUCUUGUAGUGGUAGCACUACAGUUGCUGCUAGAACUAAGUUCUUACCUCCGACCACAACUAGUUCGAAAGCAACUACACAACCUACAACGACAACUCCGAUUACUGUGUCAACGACGAUAGCAACGGAACCGUCAACAACGACGAAGGAGGCACGAUCAACUACGUCGACGGUGAGCGUUUCCACUGGCACUGAUUGCAGUGAUGGUGACAAGUAUUGUGCAAGUCUUUCUUCUGGUUCCUAUUGCAAAUACUAUGAGACACCUAGUGUCUGCCAAGGUUCGGGAGUCCCGUGCUCUUGCAGUGGUGGCAAAACAGCAGCUACAACCACUACUGAGUUCGUAGCCCCGACUACAACCAGUCCGAGGACGACUACUCAGCCGACGGCACCGACGUCGUCCAUGGUGACGACAACGGCUACAUCAACAAUGAACACGACGGAGGACCUGUCGACGACCACGGAGAUUUUGGCAACAACAAGUGCAGCUCCAACCACGAGCAAUCAUGAUGAUGGUUCUGUCCGGUUCGGUACCUAUUCAUGGUCCCAGGAUUACUGGAGGUCAGGUGACCCCAGUCUUACUGACUUUGGUGCUUCUGAUAUGGGCAAGUUGUGGAACACUGGCGAUGUGUAUGUGAAUAUCGCUGAUUAUACCAACUAUGACCGUAUUCAUAACCCGGAGAGGCUCCUUCCGUGGAUGAAGGGAUGGAGGAAGCAAACUGGCAAUACUGAGAGGAUUUGGUUGACUUACGGUGACACAGAGAAGUCCAAUGGGAAAAGGAUGGCAGACUUCGUUGAUACCUUCGAAGAGUACUUGGAAAAUUAUAUUUCGGCAGAAGACAUGCGGGAAAUUGCUCCCAUCGGUUUGAGCUAUGACGUUGAGCACAUGCAGCCGGAGGAUAUUAAGACGACUUUGCUGAAGGCUCAGCAGAUGAAGAAGGAUGUUAGCAAGAGGAUGGGAUAUGCCUCUGGUUCUUUGUUCAUCGAUUUUGCCAUCGAGGGUCAGAAAAAUACUCUGGGUACUCAGUACAUCAUGCAGUAUGCCGACCAUGCUACGAUGAUGCUCUAUCGUAACGCUAUUGACGGUGACUAUGCAGAUGAUCUCGUUUAUCGUAUGAACUAUAUGAUGACAGAACAGUGUGCUGUGUGUACUCAACCAGGAUGGGAGAACUUGAAGGCCAAGAUCACCAUCAUGUUGGAAGGUUCUUGCACUGUUGGUAAAUACUGCCACAAGCUUUCUAUGUGUGCUUACGAUGCCGCAGCUUAUCCCAACUCCACUGGUGGUAUUGAAUAUGCAUGGGAGUUGCUCAACGAGUUGAAGGCCCGUACAGUUUCUGAUGGUAUUCUCACACAAGAGCAGUUCGAUUUCCUCUAUGAUAUCCAUGGUUCCCUGUAUGUUGUUCAUAACUGGGAAUGGGUUAAGUGCUACUAUGGUGACAGUUUCUCUCUUGAGAUGGGGUAUUCCGAUUGUCUGGACCAAUAUCACGAACUCGCUGGCAAGUGCCGAUUCGAGUGA
Molecule: messenger RNA, 2079 nt
Organism: Perkinsus marinus ATCC 50983
Lineage: Eukaryota; Perkinsozoa; Perkinsida; Perkinsidae
Exons: 3
Coding region: 1-2079 (692 amino acids)
Source: RefSeq, a predicted model, not a curated record